Molecule: messenger RNA, 1709 nt
Organism: Cucumis melo (muskmelon)
Lineage: Eukaryota; Viridiplantae; Streptophyta; Magnoliopsida; Cucurbitales; Cucurbitaceae
Exons: 2
Coding region: 130-1245 (371 amino acids)
Biological process (GO): positive regulation of DNA-templated transcription
Cellular component (GO): SWI/SNF complex
Source: RefSeq, a predicted model, not a curated record
UGCGGUCCAGUACGGUCAUUCCCCUGAUGGCUUUCCGAAUCUUCUUCUUUUGUCUUUGCGAACUUCAUCGUUCAUAGAUGCCAUUUUCGAAUUCCUGUCUCAUUCAGCGGAGUCCAAGAAGCAAGCGAAAUGGACGAAGCUAAGGCAAUGGCUGCUCAACACCAACAACAGCUACUCUUACAACAGCACAAACAGCAACAGCAACAGCAGCAACAAACGCAGCAGCACCAGCAAUUUCUUCUUCUUCAACAAUUGCAAAAACAACAGCAAGCUCAGCAUCAGGCUGCUGCUAUCUCUCGCUUUCCUUCCAAUAUCGAUGCCCAUUUGCGCCCACCGGGUCUUCAUCUCCGCCCUGGAUCCAUUAACCUUCACCAAAACCCUAACCCUAAUCCAACCGCUUCUGUUUCUAAUUUGCAGUCUAACCCUAGUCCCAGUCAACCACCGUCUCAACAAUUGCAGCAACAGCAACAGCAACAACACCAGCUGCAGCUGCAGCAGAGGGCAAUGCGACCUGGGAACCAGGCCGAACUCCAGAUGGCUUAUCAGGACGCUUGGCGCGUUUGCCAUCCUGACAUUAAGCGCCCCUUUGGAUCCCUUGAAGAUGCUUGUGAAAGGUUGCUGCCAUAUCAUGUGGUGGCUGACUAUGAGGCUGAAGAAGAUGAUAGAAUCCUUGACUCUGAUCCAACUGGCCAAAUGCUGUCACGCUCGCAACAGUGGGACCAUAACAUCUCGGCAAAAAUUUCCGAGUUCAUUGCCACUUUUGAGAAACAGGUAUUGGCAUUCAAUAUCAUAACUCGGAAAAGAGCAUUGGGGGAGUUUCGUUCAGAAGAAAGAUUGAUGUUUGAACAAGCCCUUAUGCAAGAAGAGAAACGGAACCUUCAGGAACUGAAAGCUGAGAUUGAGUUGAGAGGGAAAGCAAGUAAAGAGGCUCAUGAUGCCAAAACGCGAAUGGCUGCUAUGAUGCAGACCGAUCAAACACGGAGUGAACCACAGGCUAAUGAAAUGAUGAUUCGAGCUUCCAUGAGAACAGGUGCGCAUGUUGGAUCCCAAAGCAGCGAUGUUCCUGUUGGGGACCAGGAGCAACCUCAUCCAAGUGAAAUGAUCAAUGGAUGGGGAAACAACACACAGGGAGAUGAGAAGGAAGCAUCAGAGGACUUAUUGAAUGAUGAGGAGGCUGAGAAUGGUGACACAGGUAUGCACGAUAGUUGGCGCGAAGUUGGGGAAUUUGAUCUAAAUACGAGAUGAAAGAUGUUAGUGAAGCAGCUUAACAAUGGAAUGGGUCAAAGUCAAGUCAGGUUGGAUGAAGAAUGUUGAGGAUUUAGCUGUUUCCUCCAAUCAAUGCAAAAUGGUUUGUCAACUCAUUAUAAAGAGAGAUGCUCCGUAUUUGAGGAACAACAAUUGAAAGCCGAAAGGCAAUCGUCCAUUGAACUGGAGGAGGACGAUGGUAUACUGGAUCUUUUAGUAGAAAUACAUGUCUUGCUUGUACUUCUGUAUUUGUGACAAAAUUACUACAAUCAGUAUGAUGUGUUAAAAAGAAGAUUUGGAAUGGAAGAAGAAAUUGAGGAGGAAGCUUCCUUAUAUUGUACCCUUGUCUUCACUCUACAUUUAGGGCAACGUCCUCAAAAUCACUGUUUGAGUUGCUUUCACAUUUAGGGAUGCUUCAUGGGCAAAAUGCAAUGUCAACCACACCAACAUGAAUGACUUGAUCC